AUGGAUUCGAUCUCGUCUAGUUUGAGCUCAAUUUCUCUCGAGAGCUCUGAACUCCAGCUUCAAGUGGACUUCUUUCGAAAACUGGGUUACUCCGCAACCGAGGUCAACGCUGCGCUCUCCAAGCUAGGUCUCGGCACGGACACCAACUCCGUGCUGGAGGAGCUGGUACAGAGUCGCCGGGUUGCGUUCGGUUCAUCCGAAGAAAGAAGUGCUAACAGUCCAGAGGAUUCAAAUUUGGGGCAAGGACUCAGAACGUCGUCUCAACUCAAGGGCAAGAAGUGCGCCGGGUCUGAGUUGAGGCCAAUCGUUAUUGAUGGCAGCAAUGUCGCCAUGAGUCACGGGAACAAAGAAGUGUUCUCAUGCCGAGGCAUUGAAUUGGCAGUCAACUUCUUCAUGCAGAGAGGACACAGAGCCAUUACCGUGUUUGUUCCGUCUUGGCGGAAAGAGCAGAGCCGACCUGAGGCGGCCAUCAAAGAUAAACACAUCCUGAUGGAACUGGAAAAGCAGAAACUGGUAGUCUUCACUCCGUCACGCCGUGUGGGCGGCAAGUUAGUAGUUUGCUACGACGACCGCUUCAUUGUCAAGUUGGCAUACGAGACGGACGGCGUGAUCGUGUCCAACGACACCUAUCGUGACCUGCAGAGUGAACGACCCGAGUGGAAGAAAUGCAUUGAAGAGAGGCUGCUCAUGUACUCGUUUGUGAACGACAAGUUCAUGCCCCCAGAUGACCCUUUGGGCCGUCACGGUCCCAAUCUUGACAACUUCUUGAGGACAAAGCCACUACCGAAGGAGGAAAAGAAGCAGCUAUGUCCAUAUGACAAAAGGUGCACUUACGGCAUGAAAUGCAAGUUCUACCACCCUGAGCGAGCCAACCAGUCCUACCUGUCUGUAGCUGACGAACUGAGAGAAAAAGCCCAGAUUUCACCCAUAAAAGAGAACAUACGCUUGUCACACCCACCGUCUCAGUCCAUGCCCCCUCUACGCCCUCAGGAGCUGGAAAUGUUAGACCAUCGGUGGUCUUCACAUCCCUCUCAAGUUAGUCAAAACAAAGUCUUGUACUGGGAAGAUCAUAAUCCCGUGCCUCCCAAGUGUUCUGGGUCGACGCAUUACCACUCCACCAACCCUCAUGAGUACUUGGAUUCGGGUCUUGGCUCUUAUGAAAGUCGUUACUCUGAUGUUUGUGCUGGACCCAGACAAUGCUGUGGUUGCGCCGGAAGCCUCGACUCUGCAGGUUCAUCGCUGCUUUCAGCGCAGAACCGCAGUGUACCAAGUCCAUUUAACGCAGCUCCUCAAUGUUCGCAAAAUUACUGGUCGGAUCCUUUUCACGGAUCGCACCAUGUACGAAGAUGUCACCCAUUCCCGGGCCCGGUUCAAUCUUCCUAUAGUUGCUCCAGCUCGGAGCAGCGGGGCUACCAGCAGUUUGACUCCCAAAGACAGGAAGUGCGCAAGAACCUGCAAGCCAUUUUUGGUCCUCAAAAGGUGGAUGCAGUGAUGGACAUGUACCCUCAUGUGAUGAGCGCUGAGAAACUGGCAGCCGAGAUUCUCAACCAAAGAGCUCAAAAUGCAAUGUUCCUCUAA
Nerophis lumbriciformis (worm pipefish) is the source of this 1578-nucleotide messenger RNA. Lineage: Eukaryota; Metazoa; Chordata; Actinopteri; Syngnathiformes; Syngnathidae. The record is from RefSeq and is a predicted model, not a curated record.